This is a messenger RNA of Habropoda laboriosa, 1021 nucleotides long. It is a transcript of the gene Ras64B, whose product is annotated as ras-like protein 2. Gene Ontology annotation, cellular component: plasma membrane. The coding region runs from base 373 to 972 and encodes 199 amino acids. Gene Ontology annotation, biological process: signal transduction. The record is from RefSeq and is a predicted model, not a curated record. Lineage: Eukaryota; Metazoa; Arthropoda; Insecta; Hymenoptera; Apidae. Gene Ontology annotation, molecular function: GTP binding; GDP binding; GTPase activity. The transcript has 4 exons.
CAUUGUAAUAGCGACUGCGCAAUCAAUCGAAAUAGCACGAUAUGGUACACAUGCAUAUGUACAGCUAUACAUACAAAGUGGGGGAUGUUUCUUCUAGUGUUUCUCGCUCCAUUCGUUAGACUUACACGGUUGUAGUAAGUUCGCGUUUACAGAAGACUCAUGAUGUUUCGUUGUGCCUAAGUCGUGAACUAUAGCACCAGUAAAGAAAUAUGCAGUGCUCAGUAUAUUGCCUGUUCUCGUAACAAGAACGCCUAUGUGCUUGCAUGUGAAUGCGCCUCAAUUUUGUAUUUUUCUACAUUUCGCCGAGCGGUUUUCAAUAUGUGUCAUUGAGUUUUUUCCAUAAAUUUAUCAACUUGAUUGAUCAUAUGAAAAAUGUCGAAGCCCGGUGACAAACAAAGCUACGCGCAGACAUAUAAACUCGUCGUCGUUGGCGCGGGUGGUGUCGGAAAAUCUGCGAUCACAAUACAAUUCAUUCAAAGUUAUUUUGUGACUGAUUAUGAUCCAACUAUUGAAGAUUCUUAUACCAAACAAUGUGUUAUUGAUGACAUACCUGCAAAACUUGACAUAUUAGAUACAGCAGGUCAAGAAGAAUUUAGUGCAAUGCGAGAACAAUAUAUGAGAAGUGGUGAAGGUUUCCUCCUUGUGUUUUCAAUAACAGAUGUUUCAUCUUUUGAUGAAAUAUCAAAAUUUCAUAAGCAGAUUCUUAGAGUAAAAGAUCGAGAAGAAUUUCCCAUGCUUAUGGUUGGAAACAAAGCAGAUUUGGAUUAUCACAGAGUUGUCGAGAUUGAAGAGGCACAAAAUAGAGCUCGUCGAUUAAAAAUUCCUUAUAUUGAAUGCAGUGCAAAAUUAAAAAUGAACGUUGAUCAAGCCUUUCAUGAGUUAGUAAGAAUUGUUAGAAAAUUUCAGUUAUCUGAAAGACCACCAUUAGAAUUAAAUUACAAAAAAAAUAAAAAGAAGUGUUGUAUGUUGUAAUGCCUAAUGUGUUCAUAAUCAACAAAGUGAUAUAAAACACUUAAAUCCA